Messenger RNA from Venturia canescens, 9035 nucleotides. It is a transcript of the gene Abd-B, whose product is annotated as Abdominal B. Lineage: Eukaryota; Metazoa; Arthropoda; Insecta; Hymenoptera; Ichneumonidae. The coding region runs from base 2855 to 4468 and encodes 537 amino acids. Gene Ontology annotation, cellular component: nucleus. Gene Ontology annotation, biological process: regulation of transcription by RNA polymerase II. The record is from RefSeq and is a predicted model, not a curated record. The transcript has 2 exons. Gene Ontology annotation, molecular function: DNA-binding transcription factor activity, RNA polymerase II-specific; RNA polymerase II cis-regulatory region sequence-specific DNA binding.
UCAGUUGUCGCUCAGUACGGCUCAGCCAGGCCAGCCGACAAGAAAGAGGGGUAUAUUUUUUCUUCGUACACACGUCUCUAUUUCAUGCGCGCGUGUUUGUGUUAGUUUCUGUACACACGAAAACUACCUGCGGUUACAACUGCCUCGCGCGUGUGCGUGUCGUACGGUCGUUGCUCAACUGCCAAAAAAAAACGAAACAAAUAAAAAAAAAAUUGAAGAAAAGUUAGCCUGUAUCGGAUUUCAAACUCCGGAGCUGUCUAGCAGAAACACAGCGAGAAAAAAUUCAUCCCCGCGUGCAUAAACAGUAACGCACAUCGGUGUAUCGAUGUGUACGUCAUUUAAAGCCUCGGCGCACAAUCUCAUACCUCGAAAAAAGGGAACGUACUUCGAGGGAUAGAGGAGGACAGAGGGAAUACAGAGAGUGACAGAAACGAAGAAGGAUAGCCCCAAAUAAAUAGAGUGAACGGCGGGUACAGGGAAAAAUGCGAGAAGAACAAACAAUCGUUGUGGUGUCUGAUCAUAUACUCUCGUUAACCACUUGACCACUCGCCAAUUUGUGAAUUUUUGUGUACGUCAAGUGUCACACUUUGGUCAUUGACUUUGUGCGCGAUUUGACCGAGACUGGAAACAUCGUUGUUGUAAUUUCAUCAAUGAUUUUCGUUGAGUGAAAUAUAAAUAUUUCGGAAUCAGGAUUACUCCGAUAAUUAAUAGUGCUUUGGAACAGUAGUGACUGCACCAUUGCUCUUUCCCCUGAGACUCGCGUACUCUCGAUACACAUUGACAUUUCCGAGUAUUAUUAUUUUCACAAGUCUUUACGAUCGUCAACUUUGACGCGAUACCUACAAGAAUCUCCCGUCAUAUGAUACUGUAAUGCAGCUGUGCAGUACGAGAGUAGUUCGGUGCACAACGUUGUUGGCAAAGGAGGAGGCGGAGGAGGAGGAGGGGGCAGUGCUGGUGAAAAGCCACUCGUGGUUUACGCGCGGGACUCUCUAGCCUGUCCCACCAGUGAAUAUCACGACGUGCUCGCUGCACGUAGUGCUGUCGACGUCGUCGUCGUCAUUUUCCUCUACCGAGGAUUUGACGUAUACAUAGCAAUCCGUUGGAAGGAACGAUUCUUUCCUCGAGCGAAAAUAUAUAAUUACUUCGAUUUCCACAACGAUUGCCAAGUGUCAUUCGAUUAGGAUUAUACUCCGGGAAACACAAACCGAGAAUAGCCCGAUGAAACAAGUGUCACUUGAUAAACGUCAAAUCAAUUGAUGAAAAAUCAGUAAAAAAAAAAAAAAGAAAAAGAAAGAAAAAAAAACAAGCCACAUACACUAAAACGAAAUAUUUUCUCAAUCGCCAUACUAAAGUGUUGUGUGUUUUAUUGUUUUUUCUUUUUGGCCCGACGCAAUCAACAACUGCAUGUGACAACUUGGAUCGAUUCUACAAUCUGCGUUACUCUCAAACGUUCAAACGUCAACGAAAAAAACGACGAACGAAAAUAAAAUUGAUUCUCGUUGACGAAUCUCGCACGUGGCAAACGCGACCGGUCUCCAUCUCUCUCUCUCUCUCUCUUUCUCUUAUUUUCCACCCCCCCAACUAAACUCCCCGUAAAACGCCGCUCGUUUUUCUCUCAUCGGGGUCCACUCGUCUCGGGAUUACCCACGCGUCGUCGUUUCACCUCCGACUUUGCUCUUCCUUCAUCUUCACCUACUCCCCCCUCUCUUAUCUCCGGUGCUGCGACCCCUUCCCCUUUUAUUCUCAACCUCCCGACCGAUUCCAACUCCCCCUUCCACCUCCUCUUUGUCCCCCCCUUUUGCCACCCUUCCACCUGUCUACCGUGGCGCUACGCGCGCCUGGGCGCCCGCGCACACAUCUCCACAAACGUACUUGUCUUGAACUCACACUCGUCGGAUCCCCCUCGUGUGUGAACCUCCAUCUCGCAUACGAUCGCCACCCUACCCUUGACUCUACCAACGCGCGCGCUCUCGCUCUCUCACUUUUUUCCUCUCGCUGAUCCUUUUGCACCCUCGGCCCUGUCGCUCGUCGUCUCCUUCUCUGCGCACCCUCUGUCUCUUUCACUCGAUCCUCGACUCUCCGUCCCGCUCUUAACCCUCGGUUUCCUUAUUCCUCGGCCCGACACCGAAUUCGCCUCUACCGCUGGCUCCGGCUGCCGUGUCUCGUAUACACAUAUACACGGACACGCGCGAGCACACCACCCUACACUCUUGCUCCUUACUUCAUUCUAUUCUCGUCUCGCCAUCCCCACUCGAAACUCGUCGCACGCGUUUGCAUUUUUAUUUGUUUAUUUCCAUUGAACCGUGCACGCAACUACGGGAUUUUUUUCUCCGAACCGCUGUUUCGGCAUCGUCCUAUCUGUGAAAAAAAAAAAUAAAAAUAAAAUAAAUAAAAACACGUGGACUCUGUUACGGACUAUGACAACGUUGAAUCGUUUCGCAAUAAACGCUGAUUGAUCAAUCCAAAAACUAUUCUCGACACGAACUUUUGUAUCUUUCGAAUCGUCGUAACGCACAAUCGUGAACGAUCGUUUCGAUUGAAAUACGCGCUGAAUCAAUAACAACGAACCGGGAAAAUCGCGACGAAUAUUCGUCUUUAAAAACAAACGUAAAAAUAAAAAAACAAAAAACGAAAAUUCGCGACGCGAUCGGUACCCACGAUCUUAUAAUUGUGCCGUGGAAAUACCGUCACCAUCUGCACCAUCGCCGAACACGUGGCUUGCUCGACGGCGACCCUGUACGACAAUGUGCACGCGGCGCCGCUAUGCGGCUCCGGCGUUGGUCAUCCUGGCUCGGUCACGCCAAUUGGCACAGCCACCGGAGCGGGGAAUUCCACCGGGGUGACCUGGUGGGCCAUGAUGAACAGCAGCCUCUACGAGGAGAGCCCACCGCCAGUUCCGCCCUCAUCUUCCAUUGUAACGAUCCAGCAUCAUCAUCACCAACAGCAACAGCAACAAUCAUCGACACCCGGAUCCCAUCAGCAACAGCAGCAGCAGCAGCAGCAACAACAGCAACAACAGUCGACGACACCGACUUCACCGGGAGCACCGAGUUCGGGAAACGCGGCAACAGCUCCGGUAGCUGCAGCCAGUGGGAGCUCCACCUCGCCGAGCGCCUCUUCCGUUGCGAGCAACAGUGCGGCCGGACCACUUCACAUACCAGCAAAGAGACUAACCGCGACACCGGCUGGUGGCUCGACCUACGGGGAAGUUCCUUGCGUAGAGCCGACAAUCGCACCGGGCGGUGCGACCGGUGUCAUAAGACACUCGCAUUCCUCAUCGGCAGGCUCACAAGGAGGCUGGAGUUACAGUCCCCACAAUCCACAGGAAACACAUUACGCUUCGGCGACACCCGGAGACGUAGUCCUGAAUCAUCACCAGUCAUACGGUACACCAAAUCCACCGACGUAUUAUAAUCUCGCUGAUCCAACCAGCGGUGGUAGCGGGCCCGGUAGCGGUGCUGGUGGCGGUGGUGGUUCAACGGGAUCGUCCAGAGACAGCCGUAAAACGUCGGGCGGACUGACAUUUUGGUCACCGGCUACAGCUGGCUCGGUAGCCGCUGGAGCCGGUGCGGCUUCGGCCGAUUACAAAUCUUACAAUUCCGGAGGUGGUGCGUCGACGGCCACCUCGUCAGCCGGUGGUACCUCGAGCGGUGGCGGCGCCGUUACCGACCCUGCCGUCUCCACGUGCCAUCAAAGUUUCUCACAGAGUUGGUGCAAUUAUUCGCCCUACGCGAGUGCGAGGCACCAUCACGGUGUUGACACCACCGGACAUCAUCAUCCCCACUCACAAGCCGGAGUUUCCUAUCUCACACCAUCUGCCGGCGACGAUCGGGGGAGAGUCGCCGCUAUGGUCGCCGCUGAGGGUGCCUUUCCACACGAUGGCUAUGGCAGCUUGAGAAAUUACGCCCCGGAACCGGUCGCCUCGGGUCCCUACACGACACCAGUGAUGUGGGGUUCCUCCCCAUCUUCCUUGUUUCCGGCAGGUUCACUUGCCGGCGUCGGGGUCGGGAUGGGCGUCCCAGGAAUGGGUGUUGGUUGCAGCGGUGCAAAUUCGCUCGAGUGGACGGGGCAAGUGACGGUGCGAAAGAAACGCAAGCCGUAUUCGAAGUAUCAGACGCUCGAGCUCGAGAAGGAAUUUCUUUACAACGCUUACGUCUCGAAGCAGAAGCGUUGGGAGCUGGCGCGUACGUUGAAUCUUACGGAGCGGCAGGUGAAAAUAUGGUUUCAAAACCGUCGGAUGAAGAACAAAAAGAACAACCAGCGUCAGUCGCAGCAGCAGAACAACAACAAUAACAACAACAAUAGUAACAACAAUAACAACAGUAGCGCAAAUAACGCGAAUCAUCACGGGGCUGGUACGGGGGGUGGAAGUCACCAUCAUCCGGGUGGUGGGCACGGACCUUCGAGUCACCACGUGCAGGUAGGACAGACGCACCAUGCAAAUGGCUCGGCCAAGCAUCAUCAGUGACCCGCAGCUUUCUCUGGGGUCGUUUUCGGCCACCAUCCCCAUAAUCACGGCUCGUCCUCGAUUCACGUUGCCGCGGCAGCUGCUGCCGCUGCUUCGGCGACAGGUGGCGCCUCCGUCGGUGCCCACGGGAGUCUCGUUGGUACCUCGAGUCACGUGACUCACGGACUUCACGCGCCGCAGCCGCAGCUCUCGAGUUCCGGACUCGCGGCCAUUCACGGCACCGGCUCGAGCAGCGCCACCGCAGGGACUUCGGUCGCUGCUGCAGCCGCUGCUGCCGCUGCUCUACACUCGUAUCAUCCGCAUCACGCGAGCUCCCAUCAUCACCAUCAACUGGGCCACGUCACCCAUCAACAGCAUCAAACCAGUCACGGCUUAGCGGCUUGAAAAACUCCCGCCGUUUCUUCACCCCGUUUCACUUUCGACAAAAUGUCCGGGAUUUGUGAAAAUCGAUGAGAAAAUGCCCGCUGCUGGUGAUUUGGUCACGUACUAAUCUUAUUAACGGAGGCACACCCAUCCGUUCAACAAAACGGCGGAUCCUCUUGCGAUGCGAUACGAAAUUGAGGAUAUACGGAGGAUACGACGAGCCCUCAGAUCCCAGAGAAGUUUCAUUCUUUUUUAGUCGAACGAAACCGCAUAUACACACCUACACGAGAACAGGUACAUAUGGAUAUAUAUAUGUAUUUAACGAUACCUCUAUAGCGUCGAGUUGGACUCUCUGCAUGUGAAACACCUCCAAAUGGUGUUUAGCAAAAGUAUAAUAAUUCAAUGAAACAGAGCGAGAGGGGGGCGAAGGGGAGGGGGGGAAGAGAGAGAGAGAGAAACAGACAGACUCUUCCGAGUGAGACCUCUUAUAUAAUAGACAAUUAAUAAAUAUUGAUAUCGAAUGCUGCAUUGGCCGUGGGUCACAUAUUUGUAGCAACGCGAUAAAAGUGUGAAUGUGCCUAAAAUAAUAAUGGGAGUAUGUGAAAUAAAAAGGGAUACGUGGAUGUGCGAAUUGAACGAAGCUAAAUGAUGAGAGAGUUCGGCUAGCGGAGUUGCGUGCUUGAGUUUUGAUGAGGGAGAGUGAGCGAAAGAGAAGACGGAUCGUUUUCAGUGCAGUGCAGUGCGCGAAAACCUCCGAGCAAUCUGUCCAACCCGUAACUCGAUAGUAUUCCUCCAGACUUAUACAUAUGUAGUUAAAAAAAAAGAAGAAGAAGAUAAAUUAAUGCGACGUAGUUAUCAUCGGAAAAUGUAAAAUUAGUCGAUCCUGUUGGAGCCAGUUCUGACUUUGGUAUGCGUGAAACAAAUUCAAACCUAGAGGAUCGACUGGCUCGCGAUAUUGAGGUGAAAUAGCCCGUCACGAGCGGCUACGCAAUCUGAUGUGGCUGGAUAUUGAUCAGGAGAGAGGAAACAGCAGUGAUUGUUGAAACAAUUUAUAAUUCCAUAUGCGAGUCGAUUUGGAUUUUCAUUACCCUCGAAGCAUUUCUAUCUGCCAGUUCCUCUCCUUCUCCCCUAUUAGUUUCAUCCGUUAAUUAAUUGUAAAAUUCCUUUCCUUAUUAAGUAUCUCCUCGAUUAAUGUACAGAAAGACUUUUCGACUUUUGCUUAUUUAUUUUAAUGAACGCUCGUCAAAAAGGUAGCGAUCUUUCGGAUAAAUUAAUUCGAAAAAAUGGAAUCGCUCGAAUCAAAACUCGGUCCUCGCGCCCCAGAGGGUACCAUUGCCCCGGUCGUUGGCCAUUUCUCUUCGGAGCAAGACAGCGUGACGAGGAGUUCACGCUUCGACGCUUUGAACAGGCCAGUCCGGAGAAAAGGAUCUAAAGAAACGAGACGACGUGGAGAAGGAGAGAGAGAGAGAGAGAGAGAGAAAGAGAAGGGAAAGAUACGGAGAAAAGAGAGCAACGAGAGUUGAACGUUGCACAGGAAACUCUCCGAUCGCUGUGUUUUUUUUAUACAUUUAUGCACCACUAUCCGUCUUGCUGCAUUGUUAGUUUCUCUCCCAUUCUUUCUCGCUCACUCUUUCUCUUCCUUUAUUUCUGUCUGAGGUAUACUCGUACUAGAACAAUUUGCCUUUUCUCCUUUCUCCCCUGCCUCUCUCCUGGUUAUAAUAAAGAGACUUGUACUGUUAGAAAAUAUCGUACAGCUGACGAACUCUGAGCUCGGAUACGACCAACGAAAUAGCCUUCUCGAAUAAACCCCCUUUUUUGUUAGCUCAACGGGAUUCUCCUAGUUUAAACCAUUUUCAACCCACUUUUCGUCACUAUGUUCUCAACAUAAUACGACUCUGAACUGAAUCUAGUCUUACAAAGACUCGAGUAUAGCAACCGCGAUAAUGGGGUUGAAAAAAUUCGCGAUACAGAGUAUUCAAGUCAAAGGGCGGAGGAGCGAACCGUGGCCAAAAUCGACAUAAUUUAGGUCCAAACUCCAAAAUUUUCUGUCUGACUAUUUUUUCCGUCGUAUUCGACCUCAUUUUCAUUGGCUGAUGUCUCAAAAGUUUUAUCCUAAGCAAUCACGGAUAACUACCUUUAGAUUAUUAAUAUAACGAACGAAAAAUUUACGUUGAAAUCUGACGUUAUGCGCUGGGGUGAGAAAAUCAAAGAUGGAAUCACUUUGUUCCAAGGGUCAAUUGUUGUUUUAUAAAAUUCCCCAUGGACGUUAGUCGUACUCAUUCGCAUAACAGGAUCAUUUGAAACCUACGAAUCGGUAGUAAAAUUUGAUGAACUGCUUUUUUUCGAGACUCGUGACGGGUCGUCGAUGAAACGAUAAUUAUAUGAAAUCAAUGAAACUUGUACUUAAAUCGUUUGAGAAAGAUAUAAAUUUAACGGGUCGAAGCAACAAGUUCGACCCUCUUUUUUUUCUGUAGCAGAAACGAAGGACUCGAGUUUAAAUAGUCGGUAGCUCCUUCCCCUCAUUUUUCUCAUCGAAUAGUAAUAGUUGAAAAAAAAUCGAUCGAAAUCACGAUCAUACCGGUGAAAUGAAAAAAAGUUAAAAAUAAUAAUCCGAGUUCGCGUUAGUUGGAUGGUAACGUCUAGCUAUGGAAGAACUUUAUAACAUCGAAAUAAUAGACACAUGGCGCGAAUGAGACGAAGCGAAGAAUACCAGUCUGCAAAUAUACCCAGUGAAUAGAAUGAAUUUCGUUAGACGCGAGCUUUUUGUUUUUUAGAAUUCUUUGUUGAAAAUUCGAUGUUGCUAUGAAAAAUUAAGUAUUUAGGAUUCAGUGUCCUUACGAGCAUAUUUCAAAAAAAAUAAUGUUUCGACUCCAAAAAUAAAUAUAGUUACGUUUUUAAAAAGAACGAAAAUUCAGUUCGAGUCUCGAAACAUUGAGAGACGAUCCUCGAGUUUAUAUUCUCGCGUUGCAUGUUUUUCUCAAUUGUUUCUGUUUCUUUUUUUUUUUUUAUACAUACGUUUUUUUGUUCAUGUGCGUGUAUGUCCGUUCGUGGGCGUGAGUCAUUGUGAAAAUUAUGCACACGUGAUCCGUGAAACUGGAUAAAUCGUGUUUUAACGAAAUAAAACGAAAAAUAAAGGUAAAAUUAAGAAAAAAAACUGCUGUAUAGUUCCGCCACGAUAAAUAACCGUUGGUUAUAUUGUAUUAUGUAACGCCGAUAGAUAUUAUUAAUUAAUAUGCAGUACAUAAGUGAAGCAUAAAUGUGGUAAACCGAUGAAAAAAACCGAAGUGCGAGUACGUGAAAUGAAUUUAAAACAAAUAAAUAAAAUGAAGUAAUGAGAAAGAACGUUUUUCGCGAGCCUUACGUCUCCGAUUUUGUGCAGUAUAGGCCAACGAAAGAGCACAGAAAAAAAGAACACGACCGAUGAAAGGCAAAAGAUUUAAAGAAAAACCCACAAUUGUAAUUAGUGAUAAUUAUUAUGUCCAGGACAAUGUUUAACAAGAUUUUAAGGUUAUUAAGAUUAUUAAUUAUUAUUGUGAGCGUCACGUUAAUAUUAUGUUAUUGUUUUUAUUGUGUGUUGUUUUUGUAUGUAUCAAGCCUACAAUAUUAUUAUCUAUAUAACGAAUGAUUGAUAAUGAAGGUGAUGAAAAUGAUGAUGAUGAUGAUGAUGAUGAUAAAAAAAAAUGAUCCAUUCAUAAAGGAGACAAAAAACCGUGUUAUUAAAUGUGUACACCGUCUUGAUCCGUUGAUAACCGUCUGAAAAUAGCAGUCAUAGAAACUCCCUGCUGCGACGUUCAAUUGCUGAAAACAACGACUAAAAACUCACCGUUUAUCCAAUUUUCCUCUUUUCACACUCCCAAUCUCCUGUCACUUUUCGAAAAAUCUCUUAAAAAUUGGUCACUCCACCGAUAUUGAAGAAAUCGGAAUGAGGUUUGAAAAAUAAGACGAUUUUUCUUUUCGUAACGAAACGUUUUUAAUUAUUUCGUAACUCGAAGAAUGAUUUAUGAAACAACAUUUCUCAGCUUCAACUUUCAAUUUUUGUCAACCUUCGCUCACACCCAGCUAUCGUCGAUACGUUUCCUUCACAGUUCUUGCCUCGAAUUCUAAUAAUAAUUUUUCUAGUAGCUCAUAAUCUUGUAAAUAAAUUAUAUUUCAUUGGAAAAAAAAAAAAAAAAAAAAUCGCACAAUUUACCAACACACAUAUACA